AAUAUUGAUUUUGUAUUAAUAAAACAAUUAAAAUUUCCUAAAGUUAUUUUUUUUUUACUUUGAAAUUUUUUCUUAGCCACUGUGGGAGGUGCUGGUGCAGAGAUGCUUGAAGAGCUCCAACACAAACUGGCUGAUGUUCAAAAAACGACUGAAAUUUAUUAAAUCAAAAAUGAUGUGAAUAGUUACAUAAAAACUAACAACUUAAAGGCAGCUUCCAUGCCGAUUCCACUAUGCCAAUCUCAAAAUGAUCAAAAACUGUGCCACAGGGCUGUCCCAGGUGGCAUUGCCUUAUAAAUCUUUAUUUCUCCUCUCACCUAUAGAGGGCACAUACUCAGAGAAAUACAAUAAACACCUUUAUCAUUUUACAACAAAAUAGAUUUAAAACAAAAGUUAUUACAAAUAAAAAUAAAAAGCAAACGUGUCUCCUACAGUUGUAGUUUGUAUGGAGAGAAAUGGUAUUUGAUCAAGCAAGUGAAUUUGAAAUAAAAUGAAACUACGAGCAAAUAAGUUUGUAAUGAUAAAAAAAAAAAAUCUUCCUCUCAGGUGCAGAAAGACAAAGGAAUGAGGAAAUGAUGAGCUGUUAUGCAGACAGUCACUUCUGUGAUGUAUUACAGUAAAGGGAAUUGAACUAUAGCUCGCACACAAGCCACAGAAACCUACCUAAAACCAAAGACAGACAGCCUGAAUAGCAUCCAUGGAGAACAGCUGGGAAGGUGUGCGGGAUAUACAACCGGAGCCUUGCUCAGAUAACAACCUUGUAUUCAUUUGCAAGUUACCAGCCAGAGAAGGUUUUCAGUCAGUGGACAGCAGGGAGCCCUUACAGAUCAAACUCCCAGGACAAUGCAGCGUACAUCAGCUUCGAGUGCGACUUUGUAUGCUAGCACAGGAGAAUAACCGAAUAUCUGAACCAUUUGCACUUCUGGACCCAGAACGAUACAGUCUGCUGUACCACAAGGAGGAAGAGUGGUAUGAAAUUUAUGACGACUUUCAGGUAUUGCAAACUCUUGAUGCACCCUGGUUUCAGGGUACUGAUGGUCUUCAGACUGUCUUUGUUACUGUGCUGGCUCAGAAAUCUGCCUCAGAGGAGAGAGUUUAUUUCCAGCAUGUUUUGAAUGAACUAAUUGGGUAUGAUUUAGACUCUUCAAAUGCUAAUCGUUUAGGUGAGCUUGCCUAUACUCGAAGAAAGUUUGCCACGCCACGAACCCAAGAACUGAAAAAACGAGAUCUAAUAGCUUAUGCCACUGAACCCUGGACAACUUCCAUCGUGCUCCCAAAUGAUCAGCAAGGCUACUUUCAGCGGACACUUUCAGUGACUCUUUAUUAUAAUGGUUCAAAUCUUUCGAUUAAAGCUGAUUUGACUCAAAAACCCAGUGAUAUCCUCAAGAUCUUUUGGGAAUCAUUGCCAAAGGGGAGCCUACCAAUUGAAAGCUGGACCAGUGAUCAUGUCCUCAAGGUGUGUGGCAGGGAGGAAUUUCUGAGUGGAGACUUCCAGCUCUCAAACUACCUGUGGGUCAGACACUGCCUCAAAAACUCACUGGAGCUUCAUCUCUCAGUAGUUGCCAUCUCAUCUCUUCCAGAUGACACAGUGAGUACAGAGUACUGGCCACUAGUGGACAGUCUUACUGGUCUCUCAAGCUCCCAUGAGGAGCUCUGCCUUAAAAAAAAGGAAGUAGAGGACAUUGUGCUGAUUUCUCUGUGGGACUGCGAGAGAAAGUUCAGGGUUAAACUCCUGGGAUUUGAUAUCCCAGAUCUCCCAAGUAAGGUACCAUCACUUGUUUACGUAGAGGCAACAAUAAUCUAUGGUAAAAAGACCAUAUCUUCAAUUUGCUCAACUCCGAAAGAGUUUACAGAUGAAGUUCUGUGGAACACCUGGCUGGAGUUUGACAUUUUGAUCAGGGAUAUCCCUCAAGGUGCAAAACUAGGUCUCACAAUUAAUGCCACAGAGGCAGCUAAGGAAACAAAGUCAAGCUCCUCUAAGGUACCAGAUCACCAUAAGGGAAAAUUGCAGGUACUAUACUUCGUAAAUCUCCAAUUGAUUGAUCACAGAUCGCUUCUUAGCCAAGGUCCACACACUCUGAACAUGUGGCCUUUCCCAGAAUGGGAUGAGGAGGCAGUCACUUAUGAAGCAGACAAGCUGUCUACUGCCACCAACCCUGAUGUAGCCAACUCAAUGGCGAUUACCUUCAUGCUGGAUCGCUACAGCUUUCCUGUUGUCUUGCCUAAUGGCAGGAGCUCCUCUUGUAGUGGUACAUCUCCUGUUUCAGAGUCUUCUUCACUGGACCUUGCAGGGGAAUCCAGACUCUCCGCCCCAUUCAGUGAGGCUUCUUCAACAGCAACCUUAACAAGAAUGAGGAACCUAAAAAAGUUCAAAGAAGAAAGUGUCCACUAUGUCUCAAAUUUACCUCAGUUUCUUCGCACAGUCAACUGGAUGCUUCCAACUGUGGUCCAGGAGGUGCACUGGCUUUUGAGUCACUGGGGGCCAGAGGACAUUGAGCUUUUUGUGGCCCUUGAGCUUCUGAGUGUGGAUUUUGCGGACCUGAAGGUCAGAAGAUUGGCAGUUCAAAGAUUAGAGAUUUUAUCCAAUGACGAGGUGCUUAAGUAUCUGCUUCAGCUGGUUCAGACCCUUAAAGUCGAGCCAUAUCACGAUAGCUUUCUGGCAAGAUUCCUGCUAAAAAGAGCACUAAGGAGUAAACGCAUUGGACACUUCUUCUUUUGGUAUUUGCGAAGUGAGGUGGCAGGAUGCCCGUUUUUCCGCCAGCGUAUGGCAGUGAUACUGGAGGCAUACCUAUUGGGCUGUGGAGAGGCAAUGUUGGCUGAAUUCCAGAGUCAAGUGCAAGUUGUCAGUUACCUGCAUGACGUUGCUCUUGCAGUAAAGUUGCUCUACCCAGAUAGGACAGAUCUUCCAUCAACAGCUCCUCAGAAGCUGCAGGAGUUACUGGAGAAGUGUGAUUUACCCUCUGACUUCCAGGUGCCUUUUGAUCCCCGUGUCAGAGCAGGAAGUAUCAUACUAAAAGACUGUAAGAUAAUGGCAUCAAAGAAAAAGCCACUCUGGCUGGAGUUCUCCUGCAUUCAGUCAGAAGCUCCACCCUCUCCUCCAGUCGGCAUCAUCUUUAAACAUGGAGAUGACCUCCGACAGGACAUGCUCAUCAUUCAGACUCUCGUGGUUAUGGACUCCAUUUGGCAAGAAAAAGGUUUAGACUUGAAUCUGGUGCCCUAUGGAUGCAUUUCAACUGGAUUUAACAUAGGAAUGAUUGAAAUUGUGCGAAAUGCAAUCACUAUUGCCUCAGUUCAGAGGAGUCAGGGUGGAGUGGCGGGAGCUUUUAAAAACAAUGCCCUGUAUGACUGGCUUCAGACGAAGUGCCCAUUCCAGGAAAAACACUUUCAAGCUACAGAGAAGUUUGUGAACUCAUGUGCCGGGUACUGUGUUGCCACGUAUGUGCUGGGCAUUGGUGACCGUCACAAUGACAACAUCAUGAUCACAGAUCAAGGAAACUUGUUCCACAUUGAUUUUGGGCACAUCUUGGGAAACACUAAGAGCUUUUGGGGAGUGAACAGAGAAAGGGUGCCAUUUGUCCUCACCCCUGAUUUCCUGUAUGUUAUGGGCAGGGUGAAAGGCCGUCCCAGUCUCUACUUCCAGAGAUUUAGGGACACAUGCAUAAAUGCCUAUCUGUCCCUCCGAGCUCAGUCUCGGCUUCUUGUGACGCUCUUCUCUCUAAUGCUCCUGACCGGAAUCCCUGAGCUCAGCAUGUCUCAAGACAUGCUUUACCUGCGGACGGCACUGCAACAAGAUCAGAGCGAGGAGGAGGCAAGAAAUCAUCUCCUGCAGCAGAUUGCACUUUGUGAACACAAAGGUUGGACUGUGCAAGCUAACUGGUGGUUUCAUUUGAUGGCUGGCAUUAAAUAGAAAACAACAGGGAAUUAUGCAACUUUUUAAUAGAUAAUGUAAUUUAGGAAUUAACUGAACUUUGCAUUUUAUAGUUCAGUUAAUUUUACACCCGUGAGACCUUAAGAUGAAUUAAAUGUGCCUUCACACAUAUUGUAGUAAGUUUGGUUCAAUCCUAGCAAACUCUUGUAUGAUUGGUCUGUUGCUGUGGUUCAUAUUAAGUGCAAACACUGCCAUCCGAACCUCGGUGUGCACCAGACUGAGACUAUAAAAAACAGGGUCUUGGUCUACUUCCAAAUGAACUCUGGUGUAGCUUGACUGAGAUAUGUGCAUAGUACAAACCCCACACAUCUAAACAAAUUAAAACACAACAUGA
This is a messenger RNA of Danio rerio (zebrafish), 4259 nucleotides long. Lineage: Eukaryota; Metazoa; Chordata; Actinopteri; Cypriniformes; Danionidae. The record is from RefSeq and is a predicted model, not a curated record.